AAAGAGAAAGUGUGUAAUUUAAAUUUUGUAUUAUUUAAGCAAAGAACUUUCCCAAAAUUAAAUCUUUUCUAAUUUCUAUUCACAGAGACAGCUGUGGGAAAAUAGAGAAAAUAUUACUCGGCUGCCACUGCAUCCCACCUGACCUUUCCUCAUCCUUUCCCCGCCAAUCCUCCUCUCUCCGCCGCACACGGCGGCGAUCUGAAGCCGUCGCCACCGUGCUCUCUCCGUAGCAUAAACGUCUCUGAUUUCCCAACUCGCAUCUCGGUUCUUAUUAAUUGGCUGUCGGCUGCCUGGAUAUUGAGUGUGAUUUCUUGAGUACAUAGCCAGCGGGGUGGUCGAGGUGGACGAGGUGAGUGGACUACAAUGAGAUUGUUAAGGUCUAGCUCAAGUUCAUCAAAGGAGCAGUACAAUGGAGAGAAAAAUCGUGCUUUGUUGUAUCUUAAUGUAUAUGAUCUCACACCUGUAAACAACUAUCUCUAUUGGGCCGGGCUUGGAGUGUUUCAUUCUGGUAUAGAAGUACAUGGUCUAGAGUAUGGGUAUGGAGCCCACGACUACUCAACUAGUGGGGUUUUUGAGGUGGAGCCACGUAGUUGUCCGGGUUUCAUUUUUAGACGGUCAGUACUCUUGGGCAGCACAGAGAUGUCUCUUUCAGAAGUUCGGUCAUUUAUGGAACACAUUUCAGAAAAAUAUCAUGGGGACAGUUAUCAUUUGAUUGCCAAGAACUGCAACCAUUUUGCUGACGAAGUCUGUUUGCGUCUCACGGGAAAGCCAAUUCCUGGAUGGGUGAAUCGACUGGCACGAGUAGUUUCAGGCUCAUUCUGCAAUUGCAUUUUACCAGAAAGUAUUCAGGUUACAAGAAUCAGACAUCUUCCUGAUCAUCAAGCCUUUUCAGAUGGCACAGAUUCUGGUGCAUCAUCUGUAACGGUAGAUAGCGAGGAGGAAGACUCUGAUCAUCAGUUGUUAACUGUACAGAAUAGUGAGAUGGCAUUUCUGAAUGAAAAACCAGUGAGACUAGCAAAAGAGCUGCUUUGAUUGAAACGUCUUUCUUCUUCUUCCCCUUUUCUUUAAAUUUGUUAUUAAGAAAACCUUUUCUCCCUUGCCUCCAAUUCAUCUAGUCUCCUGUUUGGAGUCCUAUUGCUUGUAUUUGUGCGUGUGUGUUUGUUCUCAAGUGUAUCUAGUUAACCUGUCCUUUAAGCACAUUAUUGUAUUGUUCAAAUAUUUGUUGAGAUGUGUAUUCAGGUAGUAUCAACUUCUAGUGUUACUAGGAUUCAAUGGAAUUGCUUUUCCCCUCGA
Molecule: messenger RNA, 1293 nt
Organism: Solanum dulcamara
Lineage: Eukaryota; Viridiplantae; Streptophyta; Magnoliopsida; Solanales; Solanaceae
Product: deSI-like protein At4g17486
Exons: 5
Coding region: 364-1032 (222 amino acids)
Biological process (GO): protein deubiquitination
Molecular function (GO): deubiquitinase activity
Source: RefSeq, a predicted model, not a curated record